This is a messenger RNA of Drosophila montana, 1148 nucleotides long. It is a transcript of the gene Cpr49Ae, whose product is annotated as Cuticular protein 49Ae. Lineage: Eukaryota; Metazoa; Arthropoda; Insecta; Diptera; Drosophilidae. The record is from RefSeq and is a predicted model, not a curated record. The transcript has 3 exons. Gene Ontology annotation, molecular function: structural constituent of chitin-based larval cuticle. Bases 151 to 561 code for a protein of 136 amino acids. Gene Ontology annotation, cellular component: chitin-based extracellular matrix.
AGUAUAAAUAGACUCACUUGCCGGCACUUGGGCAUCAUUAAAAAAUCUUUUGUUCAAUUAACAACAAGUGUGAAGUGUGGUGCGCCGAUUGCUGGAAAGGAUAAGCCCAACUUUGGAUUACAUUACUGAACCAAAUAAUUGCAAUACAACAUGAAAAACUUUGCCCUCUGUCUGAUCGCUGCUGCGCUGCUCUGCCUGGUGGACGCAGCUCCCAAGCCCCAACAGGGCGAACCGAUUGCGAUCAUAAGCCAAGAAUCUAAUAUCGAGCCGGAUGGAGCCUACAAUUAUGCCUAUGAAACGGCCAAUGGUAUCAAGGCUGAGGAAACUGGCAUUGUGAAGAAGGCAACCUCUCCGGACACCACGGAUGUGAUCAUUGUCAAGGGUUCCGUGUCGUAUACCUCGCCUGAAGGCGAGCUCAUCACCUUAAACUAUGCGGCCGAUGAUGAGAACGGAUUCCAGCCACAGGGCGCACAUUUGCCGACACCACCACCAAUUCCGCCAGCGAUCCAGAAGGCGCUCGACUAUCUGCUCAGCCUGCCCCCAGCACAGCGUCGUCGUUAGGAGGAUCCCUUUUGAAAGGACAUGGAGGUGAAAAUGACAAUAUGCAAACGAUACUCUGAUACUCUACACACAAUGAAGCAAUUUGCUGCUAGCCCGUAUAUCAUCAAUCAAUACCUUAAAGCGAACACCAACAUCGAGCAGCUGACUGAAGAACACAACCUGCACACACACGCACACACACAUAUACACAUACACAUACACACACUCAACUAUGUUUCAUUUUUUUGUUUUGUUUUGAUUUCUUGACUUCUUCUGAAUCCCUUAUCCGAUUUCUGCUAUUCUUUAUCGUCUUCAAACUUAAACUGUGCUUAAGAUCUUUUAGUCGCCGGAACUUUGCCAUUUUCGGACUCAUGUGAUAUCAUCGAUUUAUUAAUGAAAUCAAGAAGAAAAUGUAAAAAAAAAGAAAAGAAAAGAAAGAAGGAAUGAACAAGAAAUAAUAAUGAAUUAUGAUAUAAUAAUCCAAUUAUUGUGCACAGCAAUUCUUGUGUAAAUAGUCUAUAUAACUAUAAUCUUUUGCAUGUAAUACGAGUAUAAGCGAUAUGGAUGACGAGGAUGUACUUACUUAUACAUACAUAUGCAUACAUUUA